Molecule: messenger RNA, 2828 nt
Organism: Hemibagrus wyckioides
Lineage: Eukaryota; Metazoa; Chordata; Actinopteri; Siluriformes; Bagridae
Gene: ttc22
Product: tetratricopeptide repeat domain 22
Exons: 7
Coding region: 76-1767 (563 amino acids)
Molecular function (GO): protein binding
Source: RefSeq, a predicted model, not a curated record
UUUCCUGUCCUGGUUACAACAUUUCUAGAGUCUGGCACUAUCAGUAUUAGCACGUUUGAUGGGGAAGAGACAAUCAUGGAGGAGAGCACAGAGGAGGACCUUGAGUCUCUGAUUGAAGACUUGGACUACAUCCCUGGACACUUUCACCUGUUGCUGAAUCUUAACAUCGAGUCAAGUGGACAAGCCAACCUGCGCCACCGUGACAUUCAGAUGAAACGCGAGAACCUACGUGCCGAGCUCGAGGCUGAGACAGGUAGAUUGCAGUAUGCUAUUCGAAACAUGCUGGGCUUGCUAGCCUACCACCUUGAUGAGCUAGAAGAAGCUGAGGAGGUUUUCCGUAGCAUCUGCCAGGAGGAUCCAGGAAAUCUCAAUGCCUGGGCCAACCUAGCCCACGUUUAUGAACGGCUUGGACGGGACAGUGAAGAAAGCGAUUGUCUAGAACAGGUGAAAUCUCUCAUAGAUCUGGAGACCAGCAAGAGCCCAAUAGAGGGCAGGCUCAGGGCAGCUCGGUGCCUGACAGAGCAGGCUUUUGCCCAUCUUCAUGAUGUGGAGCUGGAGCAAGAGGAAGACCUCCAGGAAAGACUGACCACCGCACUCACCUUGUAUAACCGGGCUCUACACUAUGGAGCUGAACUGCUUCAGCAAGAAGAGAAAUGGAGCUGGUAUUUCAAAAUGGCAACAAUUCACAUGAAAUUACAUGGUAUUCCCAAUGAUUCAAAGGAUUUAGAGUAUACAAGGCUUACACACUACAACAAAGCUCUGACGCUGCUAAUAGAAACUCUUAAAUCAGACACAACACACCUCAAAGCACUUGCCUGGUGUUACAUUGGUCUCAUGCUUGAGAGGAAAGACGAGUUCUCCACUGUCCCAAUGGCAGUUCAUGACUGUGGCCUGUCGGGAUCUGAACCGUUGUCAUGCUAUGGAUCGGGACUCAAACUGGCCACAGAUGAUGCGUUCACAUUGAAUCAGUUAGCCAGCGUGUUUUUUUGGUCAGGCAAACAUGAGAUGUCGAUGGGCAUCUGUAACAUGGCUCUGAAUGUGCUGCCUGAUGCAGAACUAAACUGGAAAGCAUACAGCACUCGAGCUAAGCUUAAACUCACAAACUAUAUAAAAGCCUUGGAACAGGCAAAGCUGGGACUGAGUGGGAUUCCCGACCGUCAGGAACUGAGAGAGGCCCGAGCUGACCUUGAGCAGGUGCUGAGUGUUCAGCCGUGUCUCAGGACUCACCUAGAGAUGGGACGGGUCUACUACUACAUGGGUGUGGAUGCUGUGAAGGGGAGUAUAAUGGUGGACGAGAUGGCAGUGAAUCAGGCUUUGGUCAGCCUAGCGCAGGCCUUGAAAUGCCCACUGGGUUCCACUCUGCCAGAACUACAGCUCUUGCGUGGCCGCUGCUUGCUGCUUAAAGGAGAGGAGGAGAAUGCCAUCGACUGCUUCAGACAAUCGCUGGAACUGGAACGACCCGGAAGCUAUGAGCAGAAGGCACUACACUUCCUGCUGGAGGCUCUGUUGACCAGUUUCGCCAAGAGCACAGGGGACAUCAGUCACAUUUUAACCCAGGUAGAGGAAUGUGUGAAGCAGGCUGAAGAGAGGCAUGGCACUGAUGCAGUCCGGGCAGAGCUCAGGCUGUUGUGUAGGACAUACACUGAUGAAGUCGCAGAGCUGUCAAGGGAACUGGUGAAGAAAGGGAAGUUGGGAAUGGUGAGGAGACUACUGCAGAGCAUACAGCCACAGGAUAAACUUCCUCUGGGCAGAUCUCUGUCUCUAUAAGAGAAACAGAUUGAGGAAGCAGAGGACCUGUUAGCAUUCCUGGGACUGAAUUAUCCCUCAUGUGGAUACUUUGAAAACGUGAUUUUCGAGGAAUCCGGGACUGCUCAGUCAGUCCAAAUACAAUGUUUACUACUAUUGCUUGAAAACAGAGUGAAUGUAGUUUUACAUAUUUUACCAUCAAAACAGGAAAAAAACACUACUGUUAGUGCAAUACAGUGGAACAGUGUCAUUCCGAAAACAUAUGUUAUAUAUAACUCCAAAUUAAUAGCUGUAAUAGCUGUAAUUUCCUGUAGAUUAUUUCUCAUUUGUGCAUUGGGCCACCUUCCUAUUCAAGAAUGUUUACUUAAUGGCAGGGGUAUAUUUUUUUUAUCUCACUAAGGUUAGAUUGAGGAAAGUACACGGAGUCACAGGAUAAUAAUAUAUAUAUAUAUAUAUAAACAACCAUUAAAUGGCAACAUUAAAUUGACCAUUAAUUCAUAAAUGUUUAGUCUAAUAAUAGAAUCAGUUAUAGCAGUGCACUGUAAAUAAAUAAUUAUAAAUUUGAAUCAUUACUUGAAUUCAUCCAGUGCUGUCUGGAGAGUUGGUAAAAAGUUGAAAUUAAUAUACUCAUUCACAUAUGUUACCAUUGCUAAAGUCACAACAGUAAGUAAUUUGCAUGUAGAUUGCAGACAUGCUUAUGCAGAUAGUCUGCUAUACAAGUUCCAUACACCUCAUGCAAUACAAUCUGCAUAAUCUAUAUAAUCUAAUCUAACAAUCUUGACAGGUUAAAUGAAUGUGCAAUAGUGUGAAGUUCUCAGCUCUCUGAAACGUCACAGGAGAUUCUUCCGAACAGAUGGAUUUCUGAUUUCUUGGUAACAUGACAGACUGGAUUUUUUUUUCUCUUAUUAGCUUCAAGUGAGAGAAAAGGAGAGGCUGGUGAUGGAAGGAGUACAGCCAUUAUAGCUAUUAAAACCUAUGUGAUAACAAGAACUAAUUUGACUUGUGGACACUCAACAUUAAACAUAAAAGGAUUAAAAGCAUGGCAUGUCAUACUACUAUUCAAAAUAAAUUCAAUUGUAUUA